AUGCACAAAUCGAAACAUAAGCAAAAGUCCUCGGCGCGCCCUUGGAGCGAACCCAAGUGGCACGAGCAAUAUCAGCAGUGGUAUAUAGAACGAGUAGGUCGGAAUGGUACUAUAGAAUAUGACUGGAUUGCUCCAACCCCCUCCAAUGCUCCCGAUCAGAGGGUUCCGCGGUCCGAUCAUGCCAUUGAUGGUUUAACGGAGCAGGUCCAGAACAUUAAUAUCGGCCAAGAUGCCUACGACUCUGGCCAGUUUAAUGAUUAUGGAGGCCAGCAUGCCACUGCUGUUGAUCAAGCUAGCUAUACGCAUGACGCUCAUCAAUCUCAGGAUCCAGCUUAUCUUGACCAUACGCACCCACAGCAGCACAGCGACAAAGGAAAAGGGAAAUCACUUGGUGUUGAACACAUCGAUCCAUACGGUAACCAGUCGCUCGGCAACACCUUGACCGGAGCCGGAGCCGGAAGCGAGUUUUCAGCGGCGUCAGACUAUCGCCAAGGGGCACAUACCCAAUAUCCUAACUCUGGUUAUCUCGGUUCCGAAUACACGAAUGUCGAGAAUCCUGCAGCUAGUUCGCCAAUACAUGCUAUGGAACCGCCUGUGAACAGCUAUGAACCCGUAGAAGCCUCUGCCGAUGCCGAAUAUGAGGAGGCCGUCCGUAGAAGUCGUGAUGAGUAUUACGGGGCUCACAAGGCCGGCGAGUCAACAUCGUAUUCUACGCCUCUAACAGACGCAGGCACAUCUUCCUCCUGGCCUCCCACUGUUGAUCCUAAUGCAUACGAACUAAACCCACCGUUAGCGAACGGAGAUGAUAUUCCAACACCUCGCGGUGGCUCCCCAAUUCUAGGAGGUCCAGUGCCAACAGCACCGGCCUAUCCCAACUAUAUCCAAGGGACCCCAGGAGAGGAGGAAGUACUAGAUAAUCGAUACAGGGUAGAGCACUCAGCAAGGUUUCAACCAGGCGAGGUAUUCAAGAUACUGUGGUCAGAACCUCUCGGUCAAGUCGGACAAAUCGGUCCUGAUGACCCAAUCUCCGAUGUCACUAAAAGGAGAACUGCGGCCGGUAGUAAAUUCUAUGUUGGGUUUCGCCGAUUUAUUAUCGUGACUACGGACGAGAGUCACCAUAGUACAUGCGUGCCAAUCUUGACCUACGAUCGAAGAGGAUGUCUGAAAAGGGGCGUGAGGCCUAACAAGCAUGGUAUUAUCUAUAUGGCUGGUCACAAACCAAGGCUAUUAAAGAACGAACCUGAACUCGGAUUCUCUCCAGUUGCUCUUCAGGUUUAUGCGGAGGGCGAAACACUCGCCAAAGAAUCUAGAGUUAAUUACUCUAAAUUAGUCACUAUCGAGCACAACGUUAAGGUCUUUUUCAUCGGUUCAAUUGCCCAAGACGACUUCGACCACGUCCGAUACGCGGUCAACGAAUGCUGGAACAAGAAAUUACACCGGUCAUCAAGAAAGUCAAGGAGAUAG
Messenger RNA from Annulohypoxylon maeteangense, 1464 nucleotides. RefSeq lists its product as uncharacterized. The transcript has 7 exons. The record is from RefSeq and is a predicted model, not a curated record. The coding region runs from base 1 to 1464 and encodes 487 amino acids. Lineage: Eukaryota; Fungi; Ascomycota; Sordariomycetes; Xylariales; Hypoxylaceae.